GCAUAGUUCAAACUGUAUAAACCUAGAGCUAGUUUGAGAAUUUAGAGCACAGACAGAGAGUUGAUUAAAAUGGCAGAUGGUAAUGGUUUCACUUAUUUUCUUCUUAUUGUGGUAGUUUUGGUAUCGGUGACGACAGUACCUUCGACGGACGCACUCUCAACUACUUUUUAUCAUAAAGUUUGCCCGAAAGCCCUUCCCACAAUUAAGAAAGUGGUAACGGACGCUGUGAACCGUGAGGGCCGAAUGGGCGCUUCUUUGCUUCGCCUCCAUUUCCACGACUGCUUCGUUAAUGGAUGUGAUGGAUCAGUUCUUCUUGAUAGCACAUCAACAAUAGAUGGGGAGAAAACUGCAUUUGGCAAUAACAACUCGUUAAGAGGAUUUGAAGUGGUGGACAGGAUCAAGUCAGAAGUGGACAAAGUCUGUGGUGCUCAAGUUGUCUCUUGUGCUGACAUCUUAGCUGUUGCUGCUCGCGACUCUGUCGUCCAGUUAGGAGGAAAAACGUGGAAGGUAGAACUAGGCCGAAGAGACUCGACCACAGCCAGCCGAACUGAUGCUAACAAUGCCUUGCCAGCUCCUUUCAUGGACCUCCCAGCUCUCAAAACCAGCUUCCAGAACGCAGGAUUGGACGAAACAGACCUAGUUGCAUUAUCUGGAGGACAUGCCAUAGGGUUUUCUCAGUGUAACAACUUCAAAAACCGGAUUUACAAUGAAUCCAACAUCGACCCGUUAUUUGCCAGGAACCGGAAAUUAACUUGUCCUCCUUCCGGCGGGGACGCCAGACUUGCUCCAUUCGAUCCCACAGCUGUAAAAUUUGAUACGCUGUACUUCAAAAAUCUGGUGAAGAGAAGAGGAUUACUUCAUUCAGAUCAGGCCUUGUUUAACGGCGUAUCAACUGAUGCAUUAGUGAAGAAGUACAGUACUCAUGCCGGUGCUUUUGCAGCUGAUUUCGGAAAGUCUAUGAUUAAAAUGGGAAGGAACAAGCCACUGGAAGGAAGUUCAGGACAAAUUCGAUUGAAUUGCAGGAGGAUCAACUAG
This is a messenger RNA of Papaver somniferum (opium poppy), 1035 nucleotides long. Its product is annotated as cationic peroxidase 1-like. The transcript is spliced from 3 exons. Gene Ontology annotation, molecular function: peroxidase activity; heme binding. The coding region runs from base 70 to 1035 and encodes 321 amino acids. The record is from RefSeq and is a predicted model, not a curated record. Lineage: Eukaryota; Viridiplantae; Streptophyta; Magnoliopsida; Ranunculales; Papaveraceae. Gene Ontology annotation, biological process: response to oxidative stress; hydrogen peroxide catabolic process.